Molecule: messenger RNA, 669 nt
Organism: Exophiala oligosperma
Lineage: Eukaryota; Fungi; Ascomycota; Eurotiomycetes; Chaetothyriales; Herpotrichiellaceae
Exons: 2
Coding region: 1-669 (222 amino acids)
Source: RefSeq, a predicted model, not a curated record
AUGAAUCCACAACCAGCGCCACCAGGCUCAAGGGACAGCAACGUCAACCAGCCGAGUGUGCUCGAUCACCAGGAAUUCCUUUUGGAAAUGCGACUACAAGAGAUCGAACUUCAGAGCCAACAGAUUGCACUGGAGAAAGAAAAGCUCAAGGCCAAAAAGGAGCUCCAUCUGAUUAAAAUGGCACGACUCGGACUUCAUCAAAAUCGGUCGGGAUCUCAGACACGUCAACAGCCAGGACCACGUCCGACAUUUGGUUCACCAGUCUCCGCCGGAUCGUCUGGGACGAUUCCACCUCUACCGGCCGCACGUGGAAGUGCCACCCCCCAGAAGCCGCCAUCAACAGGUCGGCAGACAGUCCAUGGGGCUACCUCUCCGCCUGAAGAUUUCGGAAGUUCCUUGUUGAGACAAGGCAGGGAAAUGAACGCGCAAAAGGGCCAUUCUCCCGCAGGAUCUCGACCCGAGUCCGUAAAAGGUUCUUCGUCUGAAAAGGGCAAGGGAAAACCCAUACCACACAAUCGCACAAACGAUCCCGACAUCAUUUACGUACCAGGAACAGAAGAGGAGGAGGAUGAUGAUGAGCCGGUGACUUCGAAUCGCAAGCGAACGAGACCUGUCUCGCUCGAAACUCCAAAGACGAACAGAAGAGCUUGCUCAUUCAAGGGCAUUUAA